AUGGAGCUGGAGUCGGACCCAGAAGACAUAACAGCACCCAUUUCCUCCAGUCGGACCGGCCUUGCACCGAUCUCGACAGGCCUAGUGCCGGCAACCUCAGCAGGCCUCACAGCGACGUCGGCAGGAAUCUCACCAAGAACAAUUGACCCAGCACCAGCCUCAGCGAGCCUGCCGUCAUCACCACAAGCACACACGGCACCAAUCUCAAGGCCCCCUUUGAAAAAGCGGAAGUCGGUGAGAUGGGAUGACGACGUGAACAGCGUCAUCGAAUUCCGUGAGCCGGAUCCCAUGGAUUUGGACGAUAAUGCUCCUGUGCAAAAAGAUCAAGUUGAGGCCACUCCACGGCCUGCAGCAUCUCUCACUGCUCGGCCUCCUACCCCACCUCCCACAUUGUCUGCUCCUGAGCCAACAGUUACUAUCAUACCCCAACGCAAUACCUGUUCAGAAAAGCGGGUUAGGUUUGGCAAGCCCCAGUCUGGGUCCAUAUGUAUUCAAACAACUUUUAACGGGUUACCUGAUGGGACUCGUGAUGAGCUGUAUGCAAGGUUUCUAGCCACGGAGAGCUUGGAGUUUGACCACAGUUGCCUUGCUACAUCGGUAGCUACCGCACUGCACUCAAUGGUUAAAACUGACUUGGCCUUUGGCGGCUUAAGUUCUAAUACCGACCAACAAAGGCUACAAAAUGUGGCGAGUUCUUUACGAGCCGGCAUUAUGGGACUGCUUUGUGCUCAGCCAGACUACAGCAUUCUCAUUUACCCGUCAAAGUGUGAAGAAUGGAAUGCCGUUCAGCUCAGGGGACUUUCAGCGUCAGGUCCAUCUGAAUUUGAGCUCUUGUACUACAUAUUUAUACCACACGAGCCUCUCCUGGCCCUGUUGCCGCCACCCCGGGAUGUGCCACCUAAGCCGCCUGGCGCUGGCAAGGAGUCAUCAAAUCGGCAACUGAUCAUGGAAAAGUUCUUCGGUUUUGACUACCAGAGGCUGCUACCAACCAGCUUGAAGCCCGCAUCGACACAUAACUUCUUCCUGGCAUUUCCUGACUCAAAGAUGGAAGUUCGUCUCUUGCUAUUUCACUGGCUUCGUGCAUGUGAGCCCAACUGCUGUAUCUUCACAAGCGACCAUCCUGGGAGCUGGUAUGCCUUCCAGAGCAAGCUCAGCUCAGAAGAGACAGCGGGUGUGGUCAUCGUACAUGAGUUGAUGGCGUGGACUUUGCACAGGUUCCCGAAUCUGCGACAUCUCUUACUUGGCCGAGAUGAUCAGUUUUGGUGCUUUACAGAGCCGAUGAGCAAGCUCCCGAUGUAUCCAUCAACAAUUUCGCUGUUGGAAGAAAGUUCUGUGGUGCCUCCCGGCCAACUCCAGCUCACGCGCUUGUUUCCCCUAGGGGCGGCCAUAUUAUUGACCCCAAGCUUUCUGGUAGCGGAACCAACUCGAGCCCUCGAAAUCAUCGACUGGUUUCUGAUGUACUUUGCCAAAUCCACAACAUGUCGUCUUGUUACCGCAUGGGACUUUGCAGCCUACCUCAGGGACUUGGCUGAGGAGAAGGAGCAUGAGCGAGCCAAGCUGCUAGCCUCUCCAGCAGCGAUGGAGAGCACGGCCAAUCUUGCCAUUCUCGAGAACUUGAAAGGUUUAAGCAAGGAAGAUUGCGAGAGCCGGUUUACUGCCGCUAUAAAGGCCUAUGAGCUGGACGACCUGAGACGUCGAAAACUCCCGCCUGUUGGUGACAACGAGGAGAGCGCCACGCUGGUCUAUGCUAUUGACAAGAUCGACCCCAAUGACGAGCAAAGCCUCGUCAACUGGUUUGGGUACUGGUCAACACUGCGAUUGGAUCAGUUCCGCCACUUCUAUGUUCUUGGUACAGACGACUCCAUAACAGCGCGUCGGUCUGAAAGAGGCGAGCGAGAAAUCACCGUUCCAACGUACACCAGCCGCACCAUCAAUGACUCAGACUACGUGUUGAAGGGUACCUUGGAGCACUACCGUGUUUGCAACACGCAGGCCGAACAAUCCGGACAAGCCCACGCUGUUGCAGAGAGCGCAGGUAUAGCACCAGCCGUCACCUCUGCUGCAGCCCCUGCUUCUGUGUAUCAGGCCUUCGCAAUGCACGAGGUCUCCAGCGAGUGCUUUAGUCGCAUAUCACAGCACUCACUUGCUGAGAUGCUGAAAGAUGUGGGGCCAAGCGAAUGGAAUUCCAGUCUCUGGAUCUUGUUCGGGUUUCCUGUUUCGUGGUCCGAUAGCGACAUGGGCGAUCAUUACGAAGAUUUCACAUUGCACUGGAACACCAUCUCGAGCUGGUUCAAAUGGGGGUUUCCAUGGGGAGGAAGGCAUGGGACCACGCGGUUCAAUACCUAUGUCGGUUUCUUCUAUACCAUCCCCGACGAGUGGGACCCCGACAACAAGCCUGACGACCGCACGCCAAAAAGACACCCCUGGCUCGUCUUUUAUCGGCCACGUGAUGCGUUUAAGAGACCGUGGACAGACGCCGAGCUUAUCAUCUGGGAUCCUGCGGCCCCAAGGAGGUUUGGAGACCGUCAGCCCACCGAGGGCGAGCUUACGUUCAUGCAGCGGCAACUGAUCAAGCAUGUACGGGAGCAUACAGGGGAAAGGAAUCCCGGCACCAGGUUGACCGAUGUGUGGCUUGGGGGUUACAUGGUCCCGGAAGAAUGCCAAUCUCCGCACGACAUUGAUGUGGUGGCUCUAUUUCUCCAGGCCUUGGGCACCGAGUUCCAGUUUAAGAAACUUAUUCCCGCGCCGCGUACCAGCAUGUUGAGACCCAAUAAAGGUUUCAAAAGGGUGAAGCUCGCCACGGAUCCAGUUACUGACGAGGACGAUGUAGAGAUGGGUGUCCGGGAUUCUGAGACAUCGGAUGAGGAAGACGCCCGCAUCAUUUUCCAUCCACCUCGCGCUACAGGGCGGCCCUUGUCGGACGACGGGCCCCCAUCCAAGUGUACCAACAGGCUCUUUGAAGAAGCCCGCCUCUGGCGCAACAGGUAUGGGCGACGCUCACAGUACAUGAAGUAUCGGUUUCGACCUACCACGGAGUGGUACAAGGACCAGGAGGAGGAGGGGCGUGGCUUUUCUCACAUAACGGACUUGGGACCGCCAACCCCACGUUGGCCGGCGUGGACUGAGGCCGGUGGAGGCGUCGGGGGAAGUGCAGCCAAAGGUGAUGGGGGUGCUCAAAAGCAGCCAUCUACGUAUGGACAGUCACCCAUUACAGUCUCGCGGACUGCCUCCAGCUCUUCCUACCAUCAAAGCAGCGUGCCCCCUCCGAUGUUGCAGGAGCCACCAGCUGUGACUUUGACGACACUCACUGAGCCUUCAACGACACCAGCUGAGCCUUCAACGGCACCAGCUGAGGCUUCAACGACACCUGCCUUAACCCCGUUGGGUAUGCCGAUACCGAUGAGAUUGGUCAACAGACUCAGCACCCCGUUGAAGUCAAUACUGAAAAACUCGAGAACCCCACAGCCGACCGCUGCUAUGGGCGAGGUCCAGCUUCCAGAUUACAAUGCUGAAAAUACACCUUCCAGCGCGGCAUUUUCUAGAUUGCGCAUCUCCUCACCACCGCCAGCGUCUCGGGCAUUGAAAAAGACAGUCCCUUCUGAGGAACCUUCUGCUAAAUCGAAGGCGAUGACAGUGGGUUCGGUUGCCGGUCGUAGUAAGCGGCCUCGAAUACCAGAUUCGGCUUCAGGGGAUUCGAUCGUCGUAAGCGGGGAGGACGAUACACCGAGUACCAUUCCAACGCCCGAGUCCCACAGACCGAAGAAGCGGCGGACGUCUGAGACUGCUAGCAUGGCAAUCAGGGGGGAAGAGACGGUCUCCUUGGCUAGCAAGCCUUCAACUUCAACGUUGAUCAAGGCGUUGCCAGUUUUGACCAAGACAGCAGCGGAUUCACGGCCUAAAGCACAGGGCAAAGCGUCUGCAUUGCCGUCCAGAUCUUCAACCUCGAAGCCCCCAAAAACAUCAGCAACGCCUAUUCCGGUGCCAAAAGUCCCGGGCGUAAGGCCCGCAAUGACGACUCCCACAUCACAGUCCAGGACGCCCAUAUCGCAGCACAACACCCCCGGCACGAGACCCCCAACGGCAACUCCCACCGCGGGUUCCGUCCCCAGGCUCUUCAAUACAGCAGUUCCCCCACACCGAAAGGUCGGCGGCACAGUUACAAACCAAGCUGGCGAAGAAAGCACCACGAUCCCUCCUCUUCGGCCCAGCGACCCCAAACGGCGCAAGACACUGAAGCCUCCGUCUUCAACAUCGACCAGCGGCAGCGCCCCUGCUCCCAAGACCACCACGAAGACCGGGAAGCGUGCCGGAACCAACAAGGCGAGGCCUUCUUAG
Molecule: messenger RNA, 4335 nt
Organism: Podospora bellae-mahoneyi
Lineage: Eukaryota; Fungi; Ascomycota; Sordariomycetes; Sordariales; Podosporaceae
Exons: 2
Coding region: 1-4335 (1444 amino acids)
Source: RefSeq, a predicted model, not a curated record